Messenger RNA from Danaus chrysippus (African queen), 714 nucleotides. Lineage: Eukaryota; Metazoa; Arthropoda; Insecta; Lepidoptera; Nymphalidae. The record is from the annotation of a GenBank genome assembly.
AUGUCUGAAGGAUCUUCAUCUGAGUCGGAAACCAGUGCUUGUAGUUCCAAAUAUGAUCCCCUAAAGGCACUUUAUUCAGAAAAACCCAAGUUGCCAAAUAAAAAGGCGCCGAUGUACGAGAAUUUAGUUCAAUACGAGGCCGCUUUGAAAUACAAUGAUUCGCAGAGUUCUGCUAUUAUACCAGUGGGUCAAAAUAAACUCGUACAACAGCGAGAAGAAGAGAAGGAACGAAAAAAGCAGGAACAGCAACGAUUACUUGAAGAAAAGAACAAACAGCGCUUUGCUCAAUAUGAAGUACCGGUUCGCAAGGAGAGGCGAGUGAAAAACGUUCUCACUCGUAUAGAAGGUAUACAGGGACCUCUGGCCGCUCUCAAAGACUGUGUCGACUUGGAGUUAAGGAUCAAGGUGAUAACGAGACACGCGACCGGUGUCCGGGGGGCACUGUACGGGACACUGGUGGCCUUCGACAAGCAGUGGAACCUGGCGCUACGAGACGUGGUCGAGGUGUGGAAGAGGAAGGCUCCGGGGAAGAGGAAGAUACCGCCCGGGUUAGGUACUCCUGUACAGAAAGGUACUGCGACCACCAUAUCGCCCGUGCCAGUGGUGACAGAAACUCCGCUAGGUGGUGGCAGGUGGGAGUGCACCAGACAUCUUCCCCAGGUGAUGGUACGUGGGGAACAUGUGGUGUUGGUGAACGUGGUGGAGAGGCGGUGA